Chlorocebus sabaeus (green monkey) is the source of this 2525-nucleotide messenger RNA. It is a transcript of the gene SVOPL, whose product is annotated as SVOP like. Gene Ontology annotation, cellular component: membrane. NCBI's taxonomy places the organism in Eukaryota, Metazoa, Chordata, Mammalia, Primates, Cercopithecidae. The record is from RefSeq and is a predicted model, not a curated record. Gene Ontology annotation, molecular function: transmembrane transporter activity. Gene Ontology annotation, biological process: transmembrane transport.
CCCAGUGAGCGGACAGGUUUCUGUCUCUGCGGUCUAACAGGGUUACGGAACAUUUCUGUCCUGGAAAGUGUAGCGCGCAGGGCCCAGUCGUGGCUUUUGUCGUGAAAGAACAUAUAUGAUGAACACAUGGUUCCGUGUGGGAGAACUGCAUUUCAGUCUUUCCUCCAAAGAGUGAGGGAAGGAGAAAAGAAGCAGAACAGCGACAGCGAAAGGGAAACAGAGCUGUUUCUGGUUUGUUUUGUUUUCCCCUAGAAAUGCGAGCUAACGGCAUUCCUUUGCUUGCCCUGGAGGCCGUCGGUCAGGGCUGCAGUGAAGCCUGAACUUCUUGAAGGCAGGAAACUAAGGAGCCCAGAGGCGCAGACAGCAGUUGACGUCUCAGGCCAAGUUAUAAUAAAUAAAACCCUAGUGUCAAAUCCCAUGUCCUUGAAUUUUAUCAGGGGAGGACAGGCCAUUGUGAGAACGAGUAAGGAAAAGAAGUAGGUUUAUCUUAGGACUUAUAUAUGUUCUGAAGAGUUUUUUAAAUGAGCGAUUGGACGUGGUGUUUAAAGUUAUGUUUAUUUGUAAUAACAUAAAGGGAGACUGCUUCUAGUGGCCCCAAUUUGUGUACUGAAUAAGGCAGCGCAUGAACGGACAGUUUUAAAAAUUAUUGUGGAAAUUCACAAGUACACGUCUGAACAGAGUGGAGCCGAAGCCGCCCUCUAGCAACAGGUGGGCGGCAGCUCAGAGGACCCCGUUUCCACCUGAGGCAGUGUCUCCCUUGUUAGGCUCCCGCCAACAGGGAUCAUAAAAGCCUGCCUCUGAAAUUCUGAACAUGAAGGGCCUCAGGGGCAAGCAAGUGCUUUGUGAAACCCUGUUCUUCAAAUUAACUUCCAUCCCUCACAUAUUUCCAGCCUACAUCUAGUGAAAAUGGCUAAUGGGUAAAGUAACAUCUAAAACCUGCUUAGAGAACCGUUUUGUCUCCCUCCCACUUGCAGAUGGUGUUUUUUGGCUACAUGGUUUUCAGUAUCCUCUUUGGCCUCCUGGCUGACAGAUAUGGCCGCUGGAAGAUUCUGCUCAUCUCGUUCCUGUGGGGGGCCUAUUUCUCCUUGCUGACGUCGUUUGCUCCUUCGUACGUCUGGUUUGUCUUCCUGCGGACGAUGGUGGGCUGUGGUGUGUCCGGCCACUCACAGGGGUUAAUCAUAAAGACUGAAUUUUUGCCCACGAAAUACCGAGGCUAUAUGUUACCCUUGUCUCAGGUGUUCUGGCUUGCAGGCUCACUGCUCAUCAUUGGCCUGGCCUCUGUGGUCAUCCCCACCAUCGGGUGGCGCUGGCUCAUCCGCAUCGCCUCCAUCCCAGGCAUCAUCCUCAUCAUGGCCUUCAAGUUUAUUCCUGAAUCUGCCCGGUUCAAUGUCUCCACUGGAAACACUCAGGCUGCCGUGGCCACUCUGGAGCACGUUGCCAAGGUGAACCACUCAGUCAUGCCGGAGGGCAAGCUGGUGGAGCCCGUCCUGGAAAAAAGAGGAAGAUUUGCAGACCUAUUGGAUGCUAAAUAUUUACGGACCACGUUACAGAUCUGGGUCAUAUGGCUCGGAAUCUCUUUUGCCUACUAUGGGGUUAUCCUGGCCAGUGCUGAGCUGCUGGAGCGGGACCUGGUCUGUGGUUCAAAGGCAGACUCUGAGGUGGUGGUGACUGGGGGCGACUCAGGGGAGAGCCAGAGCCCUUGCUAUUGCCACAUGUUUGCACCCUCUGACUAUCGGACCAUGAUCAUCAGCACCAUUGGUGAAAUUGCUUUGAAUCCUUUAAAUAUCCUGGGCAUCAAUUUCCUGGGAAGACGGCUGAGCCUUUCCAUUACCAUGGGAUGCACGGCUUUAUUCUUCCUUCUCCUCAACAUUUGCACUUCAAGUGCCGGCCUGAUUGGCUUCCUCUUCAUGCUGAGGGCCCUGGUAGCUGCAAACUUCAACACUAUCUACAUUUACACAGCUGAGGUCUACCCCACCACUAUGCGUGCUUUGGGGAUGGGAACCAGCGGCUCCCUGUGUCGCAUUGGUGCAAUGGUGGCGCCAUUUAUAUCCCAGAGAGCUUUGCUGUUGGUUAACCACUUCAUACUUUACUGUCGUUGUGAGAUUCAUGGAGAACUAUCAAGAACACAGACCAUGAGAAACUGAAGUAUGAGAUGGAGUGUCUGAAUUAGCCAGUAUCUGCAUGAAAAGAUCCAGGCCAAAGCGUGUGUACAGAUGGACAGAAACCCAGUUACUGUGGAAAAAUUGACACCAAAGAGUUCUGGUGUCACACAAGGCUUGGCACACAACCCCAUAACCAGAGACAAGACACAUUAGCAAUCCUUUCAGAGACCCUGAGAUAGCAUCUCUUCCAAAAAAAAACUUUUGCCUGUUUCGUGUUGUCAGGACUGAAGGGAUAAUGGAUAUUUGGCAGAGAGAGGAUAUAGCAUGAAUUGAGAGUUAGAAGUUAAGCAAGCUGGCCGGGUGCGGUGGCUCAAGCCUGUAAUCUCAGCACUUUGGGAGGCCGAGACGGGCGGAUCACGAGGU